AUGCUGUCCUGGGUGAACCCUCUGCGAAUCUUCCAGGCUGUGCUAUCCCUAGCCACCAUCGGUCUAACAGCAUAUGAAAUCGCAUCCCUCUACGACGAAUGGUCCUACUCCAAUGUCAUCUACUUCAUGCUUUUCAACGGCUGCUGGACCACCGCCGUCGUAAUCCCCUACCUCGGUCUCGCCCCAUUGGCCUUCCCUCGCUUCUCCCAUGAAUUCGCCAUCCCCUUCAUGGAACUCACCACCGGCGGCCUCUGGCUCAGUGGCUGGAUCGCCCUGGCAGUCCUCAUCCCCUCUCCAGGCUCAUGCCACUACACCAGCUGCCACGCUUUGCAGGCCCUGGUCGUAGUCGGCGCAGUCCAAUGGGCAACUUUCGCUGUGACCAACACAUUCGCAAUUCUGGAUCUAAUCAACUCCCGCCGCAACGCGAAGAACCAUCGCGAAAACCCGGCUCCUGAAAUGAGCAAUGCCAAUGGCGAGCCUGCGGCUAACCCCGAAUCUGCUGUUUAA
Penicillium salamii is the source of this 507-nucleotide messenger RNA. Lineage: Eukaryota; Fungi; Ascomycota; Eurotiomycetes; Eurotiales; Aspergillaceae. The record is from the annotation of a GenBank genome assembly.